AUGGUUCUCAACGCAUCCUUUCAAGAGGCAAUCCACGUCCAGCCCCAAGGAAACAAUAAAUACAGCGCCACUCUCCGCCCGGAAUGGUGCAUCGGAACAGUUCCCCAUGGCGGCUAUACAACAUCAGUCCUGUAUAAAUUAGCCACCACGCAUUUCGCCCAUGCCCACCCAACCCAAUACUCAACGCCUGCAGCUCCUAUCUCCAUUCAACUCUCCUUCCUUAGACGCACGGCUGUUGGGCCUGUGACGUUCGAAGUCGAAGAUAUCAAGCUAGGCGCCCGCACAAGCACAAUCCACAUCAAGCUCCUCCAGCCCUCGGAGAAACAAAAAGAUCGCCUCGAGAUAAAAGUAGCGGGAUACAUAACUGUCAGCCCGCCAGAUGCAGAGGUAGGCCUCACUGCCGAGACAAGAUGGACUCCGCUCCCUGCGCCUGCGCCCGGAACCCUCCCAGGUGGAGGUAUUGAUUUCGCCAAGUUAGCCAGUACAGGAAAAGACGGUGAGUGGAUUAGGCUUAAGUCGCGGUAUCCCGAAUUCCGACUCGCAGAGGGCCAGAUCGAGAUUUAUGGGCCUGGAAAUGGAGGUGUGCAGCAGAAGCGCCAUGGGCGCAUGGCUAUUGAUCAGUGGGUGCGAUUUCAGCCGAACGGAGAUAAAGAAGGGAGAUGGACUGACCCGGCGGUUGUAUAUCUGCUUGAUAUGUUUCCUAUGGCUUUGGAUGGGCUAGAUGUUGUCGCUUCAUCUGGGGCUGCUGGAGAUACAGAGAACGCGGCCCCGGGUAAGGCGAAAAGUUGGUACCCCACUGUGACGCUGAGUCUUGAUUUGAAGAAGCGGUUGCCUCCUGGUGGGGUUGAGUGGCUGUAUAGUCGGAUUGAGACAAAGGUGGUCAAGGAUGGAAGAACCGAUUUGAAUGUUACGGUUUUGGAUCAAGAUGGAGAGGUUGUUGCGGCUGGCGCACAGGUUGGCUUGGUUGUUAGCGCGAGCCGGAAUACAGGAAAUCGGAAGGCAACCAAGCUGUAA
Messenger RNA from Penicillium angulare, 1014 nucleotides. RefSeq names its product thioesterase family protein. Bases 1 to 1014 code for a protein of 337 amino acids. The transcript is spliced from 2 exons. The record is from RefSeq and is a predicted model, not a curated record. Lineage: Eukaryota; Fungi; Ascomycota; Eurotiomycetes; Eurotiales; Aspergillaceae.